GAUCUUUCGGUCUCCCUCUCUCCCCCUCGCCUGCAAAGAAGAGUCGAAAGAAGAACAUUCCGGAAGGGCAAAAUGGUUCAACGACUCACUUACCGGACACGGCACAGCUACGCCACCAAAUCCAACCAGCAUCGCGUCGUCAAGACACCCGGUGGGAAGCUGGUGUAUCAGAGCACCAAGAAGAGAGCAAGUGGCCCCAAGUGUCCUGUUACUGGAAAGAGAAUCCAAGGGAUUCCUCACUUGAGACCCACUGAAUAUAAGAGGUCCAGAUUGUCCAGAAACCGCAGAACUGUGAAUCGUGCCUAUGGUGGUGUGUUGUCCGGAGGUGCUGUUAGGGAGAGGAUAAUUCGUGCCUUCUUGGUUGAAGAACAAAAGAUUGUGAAGAAGGUUCUGAAGAUCCAGAAGGCUAAAGAAAAGCAGGCCACAAAGAGCUAGGAAAUUGGAUCUUUCUAUCAUGACACAGUAAAAUGUGAUUUGGACUAAUAGAUUUGGUUGAGUGAAAUUUUGGUGCGAUUGUGGCUACAAUGAAAUCUUUUAAUCAUUUUCAUUCAAGUAUUUGUUUGAUAAUUUGACACUGAUUAGUUGGGUACUUCCCUAUCCACUUUGGCGAUGAAACAAUUGUUGGUUUUCUAUUUUUGAUAAUUUAAGAAGAUAUUUGUUUUCAUUCUGCAUUCUGCUUUUAAUUAAUUGGGAAUUUGGCA
Rubroshorea leprosula is the source of this 701-nucleotide messenger RNA. The record is from the annotation of a GenBank genome assembly. Lineage: Eukaryota; Viridiplantae; Streptophyta; Magnoliopsida; Malvales; Dipterocarpaceae.